Closterium sp. Naga37s-1 is the source of this 2838-nucleotide messenger RNA. The record is from the annotation of a GenBank genome assembly. NCBI's taxonomy places the organism in Eukaryota, Viridiplantae, Streptophyta, Zygnematophyceae, Desmidiales, Closteriaceae.
AUGCCCAUCCCGUCCAUCCCCGCCCCUUCCCCUCAUCCAUCCGCCCUCGCCGUCCCCCCUCUCGGUCCCUCGCCGUCCCCCCUCUCCGUCCGUCGUCCCCCUGCAGUGGAGGCGGCGUGGCGGCGCUACCACCGGCUGAGGGCGGCACUGGAGCGACUGGACGAGGCCGCAGCGAGGGAGAGGGGCAGGGCGGCGGGCCAGAGGGGAGCGCGCAGCACUGCUGCUGGUCUCAACAGCAACGGCAGUGGUGGCAGUGGCAGUGGUGCUGUCCUGACGACGCUAGAGCGGCUGGGCGUGGAGCGGCAGCGAGUGCUGCACGCGCUGACGCGCGCUGAGGCCCGUGCUGGCGUGCUGGAGCGACUCGUGCGCAGCCUUGCCCAGGCCAUUGCAAUGCGUGAGCGCCGCCUUCUCGGCUCGGCAGCUGUUACCCGCGCCUCACCCACAGCAGCCCUGCAGCGGUCAAGGCUGCCCGCAGCACGGGGCAGCAGCAAGCGCAGUGCAGCAGCAAGGGGGCGCGGGCAGGGGAGCGAAGCGCAGCAGCGGCAGCAGCGAGCACAGGGGCGGCGGGAGAGGAUACUGAGGAUGUACCUGGGGGAGGUGCAGGGGCUGCAGGAGGAGGUGCAGCGCAAGGUGGCUCUGCUGGAAGAGGUGCUGCACGCGUGCGAGGGCGAGGGGAGAGGGGAUGCGCGCUUCGAGGCGCGUCCACACGGGAGUGGCGGUGCAGGGAGGGAGGCCGUGGGGCAAGCGGUGGGGAGUGGUGAGCGGAGAUGGAGUGAUGCUGUGAGGGGUGCAAAUGAAGGUGGGAAUGGGGAGGGGGGAGGGAGUAGGGGGCAGCAGAGCAAGGCAGAUGGGCGGAAUGGGGUUGAGCAAGGCGGGCGGGGGAGCAGUGUAGAGGCAGGAAGGAGUGAGGAAGGGGCCAAGUUGCAACAGGCGAGGCAGCUGCUGGUGCAGCUGCAAGCACUUGAGAAGAGCACCGCACAGCACCUGCACAUACCCUUGCUGAACGAAGAUCUUCCUGUUGCUUGUGACCCCCCUGCAGCGCAGACCACCAAACCAGCCAGCAUAACGAGGGAUCUAUUUCGCAGUCAGGGUGUUGAAGGCGUCGCCGCGGCGGUGGACUAUGGCGACGCGAUGGCGAAGGCAAUUCUGUUCUUCGAGGCGCAGCGGUCCGGGCAGCUCACGGGUGCCUCCAUCCCCACCACCAUCACGUGGCGCGGCGACUCGGGUCUCUCCGACGGCACCGCGCAAGGGGUGGAUCUGCGCGGGGGGUACUACGAGGGCGGCAGCAACGUGAAGGCGGGGCUGCCGGGGGCGUUCGCCGCCACCAUGCUCGCCUGGAGCCUCGUUGACUUUGGCCGCCACAUCCUCGCCGCGGGCGGCGCCGCGCAGCUCUCCGCGGCGCGCGACGCGCUGCGGUGGGCCACGGACUACCUCGUCAAGGCGCACACCAAACCCGAGGAGCUCUGGGCGCAGGUGGGAGACGCGGUGACGGACGGGGCGUGCUGGCAGCGGCCGGAGGACAUGAGCACAUCGCGCACGGCAUACCGCAUCAAUGCCACCCGCCCCGGAUCCGACCUCGCCGCUGAAUCUGCCGCCGCCCUCGCCGCCGCCUCCCUCGCCUUCCGCGACGCCAACGCCUCGUACGCCGCCUCCUGCCUCGCCCACGCGCAACAGCUGUUUGUGUUGGCUGACAAGUACCGUGGUGUGUACAGCACCGUCAUCCCUGGGGCGGCACUCAAGUUCGCCUCCACGGGCUACACGGACGAGUUGGCGUGGGCGGCGGCAUGGCUGUACAGGGCGACGGGGCUGAGGCGGUAUUUGGAGUAUGUGCAGCGCAACGAGGCGGCCAUUGGGGGGACGCAGCAGAUGCACACGGAGAUGAGUUGGGACCAGAAGCUGCCCGGCGCGCAAGUGCUGCUGGCACAGGCGCUGUGGGCGGGGCUGCCGGCGAGCAUCCAGGGGAGUGCAGCGAUAAUGAGGGUGGUGGAGGGGUAUGCAGGCAUGGCGGAGGUGUAUGCGUGUGCGCACAUGCCUGCCAACCCCCUGCGAGCCGUGUACACCACGCCGGCCGGGCUGCUGUAUGUGCGCGGCAGCAACGCCCAGCUCGCCCUCUCCUCCGCCUUCCUGCUCACUCUGCUCGCCGACUCCCUCGCUGCCGCCUCUCGCUCCCUCGACUGCCAAGGCGUCUCCUUCUCGCCCUCCCAGAUCACCGCCUUCGCUCACUCCCAGGUAGACUACCUACUGGGCAGCAACCCGCUCGCCCUCUCCUUCAUGGUCGGCUUUGGCACUGCCUUCCCCCAGAAGGUGCACCACCGGGCGGCGUCCAUUGUCUCAUUCAACACGGACCCGUCGCCAGUGACCUGCCAGGGCGGCAACACCACGUACCUGCAGAGUGCCUCCCCCAACCCCAACGUGCUCGUUGGUGCCAUCGUUGGCGGCCCCAACGCCACGGACGGCUUUGAGGACUCAAGGCAACACCCAGCCUUCACGGAGCCCUCAGCCGCCGCCAAUGCCGUCGCUGGCAAGCGCCCCCCGCCACCCAAGUCCACAACACCUAGAGCACCCCCUGCUCCUGUGUCUGCAGCACCACUGAGCCUGGUGAACGUGUCAUGCACAGUGACGGGCAGCUGGCAGCAGUACGGGGAGGAGCAGAACAUGUGGAGCUGUGACGUGAGCAACACCAACGCCUCCUUUGCUGUGCGCGACGUGGCCCUUGCGUGCUUCAACUUCGAGCCCUUCAAUGCAUGGAAUUUCGAGGUGGGCAGCAGAAAGCGGAAGGCUGGGGCGAGGAAAGAGAGCCAGAGGGGCAGGAGCGGGGUGAGCGGGCGAGUGGGGUAG